AUGAUGGCCCUCCUCUCCAACCAGCGGGCCGCCGGCCUCGUUGGCCUCACGCUCUUUAUCUUCCUGCUGCUUGGUUACACCACCUACAACUCGGGCUCCGCCGACACCGUGCCCUUCAACUACUCGCCCGGCAAGACCAGCUCCGGCGCCGGCGCUCCCACCCUCUCGCAGCCCGGCCCCGCCGACGGCUGGGAAUUCGAGGCGAAGCGCGAUGCGAAGAACUUCGGCCUCUCGCCCGAGCAAUGCGAUGCCGCCUUCCCCAAGCUGUGGGCUGAAAUCGACCGCGCCGUCGCCCACCGCAAGAAAGUCGGCAACAUCACCCCCGACGAGGUUAAGAUCGGCUGGAAGAUCGAUGGCAUCGUCCGUGCCAUGAUCUAUGACCGCCAGCUCUUCAUUCUCAACGCUCGUGGUGCCCGUCGCCGGGACUACCGCCAGCGUACCCUCGCCGUUCUCCAGUCCAUCCAACGCGCCAUCACCGCCUACCCCGGAGACAUUCCCAACAUUGAGUUUUCCUUCGUUGUCGAUGACGGUGCCUACUUCGCCGUCUACAACAAUGAAACGUCAGCAACUACGUGGGCACUGACUCGCGAGCCUCAAGACAACAACUUGUGGCUGAUGCCCGACUUUGGUUUCUACAGCUGGGAAGGCCCGGCUGGCGAAUACAGCGCUCUGCUCAGAUCCAUUGCGCGCGACGAGAUGCCCUUCGAGCAGAAGGACCCCCGUGCCAUCUGGAGAGGUGCCAAGGCUCCUGCCGGCCACGUCCAGGUCCGCUCCGACUUGCUCAAGGUUUCCAAGGGCAAGGAAUGGGCCGACAUCGAGGAGAUUGUGUGGGGUGGCGAAGGCGAGCCCAAGAACCUCAUUCCCAUGUCGAAGCAUUGCAAGUACAUGUUCCCGGUCCACACCGAGGGCCACACGUACUCCGGCCGCCUCAAGUACCUGCUCAACUGCCACUCGCUUACCGUCAUCCACAAGCUCCACUGGGUUGAGAACUUCCACAACGCUCUGGUUCCGUCUGGUCCGGAUCAGAACUUCAUCCAGGUUGAGCGUGAUUUCUCCGAUAUGCACUGGAAGAUGGAAUACUACCUGCAGCACCAGGACGAGGCCAAGCGUAUCGCUGACAACAACAUCAAGGAUUUCCGUGAUCGUUAUUUGACCCCGGCUGCCCAGGCUUGCUACUGGCGUAAGCUCUUCUGGGCUUGGCGGGAGGUGUCUUUCGAGCCCGAUUACUACAUGUCCGACGAGGAGCUGAAAUUGCAGACCGAAGCCGAAAAGAAGAAACAGAAGGAGAAGGAGAAGGUCGAUGUCAAGCUCGACGAGGACAAAUCUUCAAAGGACAAGGCGAAGGGCAAGAAACCAACCAAGAACCCCGAUGACGACAAGAGGUCGACCUCGGAGAAGACGGAGAAGACGGAGAAGACGGAGAAGACGGAGAAGAAGUUGGUGCCCCGUGGAAUGCCCUACGAGACAUACCUCCUUCUCGAGUCGUAUGAGGAUAGUCCGUGGUACAACAGCUAA
Molecule: messenger RNA, 1515 nt
Organism: Diplodia corticola
Lineage: Eukaryota; Fungi; Ascomycota; Dothideomycetes; Botryosphaeriales; Botryosphaeriaceae
Exons: 2
Coding region: 1-1515 (504 amino acids)
Source: RefSeq, a predicted model, not a curated record